ACCAUAACAAAAAGAGAGGAGAAAGAACACCAUUAAUAUGGUUUUUAACUUUAAGAUACGUUCUUGAGUGUGUUGUUUAUGAUCCCUGACACACAGUUUGGCAUCCUGGUCUUCGCAGAAUAGUGCUCCUGCCUGGAUUUGACCAUAUUUGAGGAAACUUGGUCUAACUGUUGAUAUUUCCACCAGGAGGCAGCAGUGAGCUCAUGACUGAGGGAUGAAGUAACCAAAGAUAUAAUCAAGGAAACAAACUGCUUUUAUUAAUAUGAAUGGGAUAUAAUGCAAUACAAUUCUUGUCCCGCCUUACUGUGCCGUUGUUCAAAAAUUUGUGGUCAGUAGGAUUUUUUAAAGAAAGAAAUCAAUGCUCUUAUUCAGCUAUGGUACAAUAAAUUGAUCAAAAGUAAGAGUAACUUAUGCUGAAAAGGCAGCUUUGACAUCACAGGAAUAAAUUACAAUUUAAAUAUUAAAAUAACAAACAGACCUUUGUAAUUGUAUUUUAUUAAAUAGAAAAUAGCAGCACAAUCAUUGUGCUUAAUAUCUCUUUGUGUUCCACAGAAGAAAGAAAUCCAUGGUGUUUGAAUGACAUUAGAAUAAAGCAGGUUGAUGUGGAAAAAAACAUAAAACAAAAUUCAAACCACAAUGACUUUUUAUACCUUUUAAUUCUGUUGGAAGUCUAUUCAUGUGUUCCUCUGAAGGCAAAUGAUGGAUCCUGACGUUAACGGAGAAUAAUUAUGAGUGCAAAGCUGCAGAGGAGAAUGUUGGACAACAAUAUUGAAAGGAAAAUGUGGCAGCAGAUGGAGAGGAAUGCAGCACGGGUUGAGUAGAGGACAAAAUCGGCCUUUUGUCAAUCAAAGGUCAAUGACUUUAAUUUUCUUUCCAUAUGGAGAGAAUGAGAUGAUUACUAUUGCAUAAGUAACAGGAAUUCAACCAGUGACCCAGACAUACUAAUGCAAAACAGAUGAGUGUGUGAAUUCGAAAAAGGCUCACUGACCCAACUGCAGCUCCAAACGCAACAAGUACUAUCGCACAAUGUUUGGGUCCCUCCUGCUUGCCAGUCUGUUUCUACAUAUGGUAGUCUCGAUACCUCAACCGGCCUGCCAUCGAUGCUGUGACCACCUCCCACCACUAGAUGACGCUGCGACGCUCAGAGAAAGCAUGCCUGGAAUGCCUGAGGUCCGCACUUACAUCAACAUGACCAUUCUCAAAGGUGACAAAGGUGACCGUGGAGAAAGGGGAACUCCUGGGAAGCCUGGGAUUGAGGGUUCCCUGGGACCACGGGGGACUGAAGGCCACAAAGGAGAUAAGGGACAGGCUGGAGCUCCAGGAGAUGCCUGCAAAUCCCAGCAUUCUGCUUUCUCAGUGGGCCGACGGAAGUCCCUUCACAGCAUUGACAACUACCAGGCCCUAAUCUUCGACACCAUCUUCGUGAACUCCCCUGAACACUUCAACAUGUUUGCCGGGAAGUACCGCUGCCAAAUCCCAGGAAUCUACUUCUUCAAUGUGAACAUCCACACAUGGAACUUCAAGGAGACGUACCUGCACAUCAUGCAGAACAACAGCGAGAAGGCCAUCGUCUACGCUCAGCCCAGCGACCGCUCCAUCAUGCAGAGCCAGAGCGUCAUGCUGCCUCUGCAGGAGGGCGACGAGGUCUGGGUCCGUCUCUACAAACGUGAGCGUGAAAACGCCAUCUAUAGCGACGAUGUGGACAUCUACAUCACCUUUAACGGAUACCUCAUCAAACCAGAAAUUGAGUGAGACCAGAAACGGCAAUGGGAAGGAGUGAAAGGAAUGUUUAUGGACAUGAAGGUUGAAAAUGUGCCAAAAUUUUUGAUCAGUGGAGCAGCUUUAACAAAAAUGAAAAGCAUCCAAACAUUUCAUAUUAGAUUUCUGCAGUCCAAACUAAAUUCCUAAUGUAGAGAAAUCUGCUUUUUCUACUUCAGUGUGCAUGGGGUCUUAUAUGAAGUUGUGGUCACAUUAGCAAAAUUUCAUUAUUUCACAUUAGGACAUACAACUUACGACGCAAGUUAUUAUAGAAGAAUAAAACAUCAUCAGCAUGCGCCGGAGCAAGAUGUAGGCCUGUCGCGCUUUGGCAGUUGUGGUUUCCACAUACCUGUAUUCCUUCUUUUCGCCUCAGUUUUUUAAGCUUUAGCGCAAUGUCAUGUUGAUCAUCAUUUCAUGUUGAAUUUUUAUUGCACUGUAAAAAGUGCUAAGUUGACUUAACUUAAAAUAAUCGAGGAAACCCGUUGCCUUUUAAGUAAAUGAUAAUUAAAAAAAAAUAAGUUAAGUGAAUUGCCACCCUGUUGAAAAAUCCAGCAUAUGCUGGUUUGGUAUGUUUUGAAGUAUGGCUGCUGGUCAUGAGCUGGUUUAAGCUGGUCAUGUGCUAAGCUGGUCCUGAGCAGGAGCUAGUUGCUUAGGACCAGCUUAGGACCAGCACAUGAUCAGCUUAUGACUAGCUAAGGAACGGUUUAAACCAGAUCAAACCAUGCUUCAAAACAUACCUAACCAGCAUAUGCUGUUUUUUUCAACAGGGUAGACAUAGGUCAUAGCAGCAAACACACUGUGAGAUGAUCUGACACUGUCAGAAAAUUUUCGCAGUCUAUCUUUGGUCACAAGACCAUGACAACGGCCAUCUUUUAACCUUUUUCACAGUACGACGUAGGACCAACAUUUAGGAGCCACAAUCAAUGAAAUCGGCAUGAUUGUUUCACGUUGGGCAUCUUUAGUCUGGGACAGCCUAAAAUUGUACAGCCUAAUGUAUAUCAGAUAUUACACGGAACGUUCUCGGCAAUAUUCUCUCAACGUUCUAUAACAUUAAUGGAAAGUUUGUUCAAAUUUUAAAAUGUUAGCACAAAAACGUUAUUUAUAAAUCCAUAAAAGACCAUUUUUUUCGUAAACAUUUUAGUUGGAUGUUCUUUUAACAUUUUUUAAAGGUUAGGCUACUACUUGUUUCGGAAAGUUUACAAAAUGAUCAAAUGGAACGUUCCCUUACCGUUUGCAUAAGUAGGCUAACCAAGAAAAAACAUCAACUCUGGACAUUUUGAAUGUUUAGAAACAUUCAGAAAUAAAGUUUUUAUGGCUUAAUUGGAAUGUUGGCAAAAUGUUUUAAAACCUAUUUUUUGUUAGCAGGGUCCAUUGUCAGUAGUGCCGACAUUUAUGAAGCACAGCUCAUACAGAAGUCACGUUCAGACCUUACAGAUUUCUUUGGGUCAGCGCUAAGAAUUCGCGUGACCAACUGAACCUGACAAAUCUGCAUGUGGAAAUUUUUGGCCCUAAUGCGAAACUCCCGAUCACACGGAUUCAUUGUAAUGACUGGGUUUCUCCCCGCAAAAUGUCGCAGAGCAACCGUAAAUAUGACAGCACAUUAACAGUAUAAAUGAAUUCCAGUAGUUUUUAACUGAUGGAUCAGGAUCCAAAAAUGAGCUGCAGGUCCCUUCUGUUGGUUUGUAACUGUUCUGUGGUUGACAUGUUUUGUGGUUGACAUCAAAAUCUGUGUGUACAGUAGUCUGGUGUAAUUUUAUUUCAUGUGGAAAAAGAUAGUCAAACUAGGCAGAUGCCAACAUGGUCAGGUUGUGUGAGGCGUUGUAGGCUAAUCUUCAAAAAACAAUGAGCAACUGUAUGCAUAACAAAAGAAAAUGCCUCUACAGACUAGGAAUCAGAUAUGAGGUUUGGUGCUGACCACGUGCUUCAUAGAAAUGCUAAAAUUCAUGGUCAUAUUAACCAAAAUGUUUGACAUUAGGGACAUCUCCAGGUUAUCUCCAGAUCUGAAGCGAAACCAGUUGAGCACCACUAAUGCAGCCCAGAUAUUUAGGUCUGUGUAGGCUUUUACAAAUCAGGCAGGGUCUUCAUAGGAUCCAUCAGCAGCAUCUGGGAAAGGGUAGCUGGUUUAUGUUAGAUGUGAUAGGAUGUUUACAUGGUGUGACUGAUUACUUCGACUGCUGCUGGUCCCUUCAGACAUUAACAGGCAACUGGAAUCAUAAUAAACCAAGUUCACAUUGAAGCAUGUUGUUGCUAAGGCUGCAUUCAUUUGCUCCAAAGUGCAGUAAAACAGUAAUAUUAGGAAAUAUUUUUACAACAUAUCUGUUUUCUAUUUUUAUUUUAAAAUGUAAUUUAUUCCCGUGAUGCAAAAUUCCAGUCUUCAGUGCCACAUGAUCCUUCAGAAAUCAUUCUUAUGUCUUAUGUCUUUAGUGUCACUUUUUGAUCAUUUAAAGCAUCCUUGCUGAAUCAAAGUGUUAAUUUCCUUAAAAAAUCCUAUUGACCUCAACAUUUUAAAUGGUAAUUGUUAUUAUAUCUGGCUUAAGAAAAUGGAAUCAAAAUCAGCCAUUUGUUGGUUUUAGAUGGGUCAGGUCCUGAGAAAAUCUGCUUUGAGUGUGUAUGGUUGUGUCUGGCUCUGUUUAUUGAGGGGAGGGGGGCUUUUAUUGCUGUUCAACAGGAUGUAUGUGGCUUUCCUUUUUCAGUAGCAAGAAUCCACUUGAGAGAGACUCACAUGGUAGAAAUAUAGAGCGGGAGAGUGAGAUUAAAUGCUCUGAAACCACAAGGCACUGAUCUCUGCCCCAAUCGGUGACUUAAAAGAGUCUUCAAUAAAA
This is a messenger RNA of Onychostoma macrolepis, 4580 nucleotides long. RefSeq names its product C1q and TNF related 6a (gene c1qtnf6a). The record is from RefSeq and is a predicted model, not a curated record. Lineage: Eukaryota; Metazoa; Chordata; Actinopteri; Cypriniformes; Cyprinidae. The coding region runs from base 1027 to 1752 and encodes 241 amino acids. The transcript has 6 exons. Gene Ontology annotation, molecular function: protein binding.